AUGUCCGAUUACGACAACAAUCUCAGAAUCGCCCACGAGGCAGAGAAAGACCUGAACACCUACCAGGCCAAGCAGGGUCUUGGUCGUAAGAGCGAUUCCACCGUCGAGUCUGGUGUGAACGCAAUGGUCGACAAAAAGUUCGGGGAAACCGGCAUCAAGACCGGGAGAGAAGCUGGCGCUUCCAGCAGCGGUCGUAAACCAAUCCCCGAAGAUGAGGGCGGCAGCCGAGAUGACCGUGGCAGGAUUUCAAAGGCUUUUCAAUUCGAAGGGUCUGGUGAAGGACCGGAAGACAAGGUGAGGAUAGAGUCUCAACGUCGUCCUGGUGACGAUGAUACUCUGAACCUCCAAGAGAUGAAGCGCGAAGGACUUGCUCGGGAGAUUCAUUGA
Aspergillus udagawae is the source of this 387-nucleotide messenger RNA. RefSeq lists its product as uncharacterized. Bases 1 to 387 code for a protein of 128 amino acids. The transcript has 3 exons. The record is from RefSeq and is a predicted model, not a curated record. NCBI's taxonomy places the organism in Eukaryota, Fungi, Ascomycota, Eurotiomycetes, Eurotiales, Aspergillaceae.